ACAGGAAGGGGGGGGGUAGAAGUGGCGUAUAAAACCUAAAGUAGAGAAGGAAAUACCCCAGAACCUUUGUUGGGUUAAGGAUCACAAGAGGAGCAGAGGGAAGGAAGAGAGUGACCUGCUGUACCUGAACUGGUGCUUUUUGGAGAGGUGAAGACAUGCUGUGGUUUCUGGGGCUGACCUGUGUGCUCUGCAUAGGAGGGAGCGCCGUCGCAGGACAGAGAGAUGGAGAAAUUAUCAGUCAGAUUAAAAUGACUAAUCUUGUCUUGGGUGAGAUUAAAGAGCUUCUGAAGCAGCAGAUUAAGGAGAUUGUGUUCUUAAAGAACACAGUGAUGGAGUGUGAAGCCUGUGCAAUGGGGGGUGUGCAACCUCAACCCACCUGUGUGCCCAACUCCUGCCACCCUGGGGUGAGCUUUGUGGAAACACCUGAGGGUGUAAAAUGUGGACCCUGUCCUCACGGCAUGGAAGGAAACGGUACCCACUGCACUGACGUGGACGAGUGCACUGUGAAACCGUGCCACAUGGGUGUUCGCUGCAUUAACACAUCCCCAGGUUUCCGCUGCAGCUCCUGUCCCGCUGGAUACACUGGCCCGCAGGUCCAGGGUGUCGGUCUUGCCUACGCCACCGCCAACAAACAGGUAUGCAGAGAUAUUAAUGAGUGUGACGGUCCCAACAAUGGAGGCUGCGUGGCGAACUCUGUGUGUCUGAACACCCCCGGCUCUUUCAGAUGUGGUCCCUGUAAGACAGGCUACACUGGGGAUCAGCGACAAGGCUGUAAGCCUGAGAGAGCCUGUGGCAAUGGCCAACCCAACCCCUGCCACGCCAGUGCAGAGUGCAUCGUCCAUCGAGAGGGGACCAUCGAGUGCCAGUGUGGAGUCGGGUGGGCUGGCAAUGGCUACGUGUGUGGUCCUGACACCGACAUCGAUGGUUUCCCAGAUGAAAAACUGGACUGUCCUGAUAGUAACUGUAACAAGGAUAACUGUCUCACUGUUCCAAACUCUGGUCAAGAAGAUGCUGACAGUGAUGGAAUUGGAGAUGCCUGUGAUGAAGAUGCAGAUGGGGAUGGGAUCUUAAAUACACAGGAUAACUGUGUGUUGGUGCCCAAUGUGGACCAGAGGAACAUCGAUGAGGAUGACUUUGGCGAUGCCUGCGACAACUGUCCUGCCGUCAAAAACAAUGACCAGAAAGACACAGAUGUGGACAAAUACGGAGAUGAAUGCGAUGACGAUAUCGAUGGCGAUGGAAUUCCCAAUCACCUUGACAACUGCAAAAGGGUCCCAAAUGCUGACCAGAAAGAUCGAGACGGUGACAAAGUGGGAGAUGCCUGCGACAGUUGUCCCUAUGAUCCCAACCCUGACCAGAUGGAUGCGGACAAUGAUUUGAUUGGCGACCCCUGUGACACUAACAAGGACAGCGAUGGCGAUGGUCACCAAGACUCUCGGGACAACUGCCCAGCUGUCAUCAACAGCUCUCAGCUGGAUACUGACAAAGAUGGAAAGGGAGACGAGUGUGAUGACGACGAUGACAACGAUGGGAUCCCAGACCUGCUGCCACCUGGUCCUGAUAACUGCCGUCUGAUCCCCAACCCUCUGCAGGAGGAUUCUGAUGGUGACGGCGUGGGUAAUGUAUGUGAGAAGGAUUUCGACAACGACACCAUAAUUGACCCAAUAGACGUCUGUCCAGAAAACGCAGAGGUCACCCUCACUGACUUCAGGGAGUACCAGACAGUUGUUUUAGAUCCAGAAGGAGACGCACAAAUCGAUCCUAACUGGGUGGUGCUGAACCAGGGAAGAGAGAUCGUCCAGACUAUGAACAGCGAUCCUGGAUUAGCUGUUGGUUACACAGCUUUCAGCGGAGUAGAUUUUGAAGGAACAUUUCAUGUUAAUACGGUAACGGACGACGACUAUGCAGGUUUUAUAUUUGCGUACCAGGACAGCUCCAGCUUCUACGUGGUGAUGUGGAAGCAGGUGGAGCAGAUCUACUGGCAGGCAAACCCGUUCAGAGCCGUGGCAGAACCAGGAAUCCAACUGAAGGCAGUGAAAUCAAACACAGGUCCAGGUGAAAACUUGCGGAACGCUUUGUGGCACACGGGCGACACCACCGAUCAGGUGAAGCUCCUGUGGAAAGACGCUCGCAAUGUUGGCUGGAAAGAUAAGACCUCGUACCGCUGGUUCCUCCAGCACCGGCCUGCUGACGGCUACAUCAGAGUUCGUUUCUACGAGGGCACUCAAAUGGUAGCGGACACGGGCGUCAUCAUAGACGCGACAAUGAGAGGAGGCCGACUGGGAGUCUUCUGCUUCUCCCAAGAGAACAUUAUCUGGGCCAACCUGCGUUAUCGCUGCAACGACACUCUUCCAGAGGAUUUUGAUGCCUACAGAGCCCAGCAGGUCCAGCUGGUAGCCUGAUGACAACAAACAGGCCCAAACAGAAUGCUUUCCAAUGCACAGCUGGAUCUCAGAAGGAAGAUCAUCACGGCGAUAAAAGUUUAAUUAAAAAUCCAGCAGAAGUGUUGGAAAUGUCUCCAGUGAAAAUUGAUUGAUUGUGCUGCACAGCAAUGGUAAUAUGUGUUCACAGGGAAGUGGUAUAAUGUUAGAUUAAAUAUUAUAUAACAUUUUCCACUUCAGAAAAAACACUUGAAAAGAUUUGACUGUCACUAAUGAAUAAAUGUUGUUGUUGUGUGGGAAUCUGAUGUCUGUGCAUACUGAAACCAUGGAUAUCAAACAUGGAUGCAUCCACUUGGGGAUUAUAGCGCUUACCAUCUUGUUUUUUUUGUUUUUUGUUUUAAACUUGAUGUCAAUAAGAUACUGGACAUUCACCAUAAGGGACCUGUAUAUGACAAUGUAGUCACUCCCCAAAGCAGGCCUUGCUUUUCUCUCAAAUUUACUCUAAAUGGGUAAAUAAUUUACAAAAUGAAAAUUAAAUUAUAUUAAAGAGAACCUGAAGCUAGC
This is a messenger RNA of Oreochromis niloticus (Nile tilapia), 2945 nucleotides long. RefSeq names its product cartilage oligomeric matrix protein (gene comp). Bases 156 to 2402 code for a protein of 748 amino acids. The transcript has 19 exons. Gene Ontology annotation, biological process: cell adhesion. Gene Ontology annotation, cellular component: extracellular region. Lineage: Eukaryota; Metazoa; Chordata; Actinopteri; Cichliformes; Cichlidae. Gene Ontology annotation, molecular function: calcium ion binding. The record is from RefSeq and is a predicted model, not a curated record.